UAUGUGAAAUUUGAUAUUAUUGUAUAAUUUUUAGAUUAUUAUGUGUAUAGUGCUAUUGUUAAUUGAAACGUAUGUGUUUAAUCAUCAAGUUGUUAUCAAUAUUGAAUUAACUUUUGAACUUUUUUGUCGUUCUUCAUUUGUUCGUGCAUCUAAUAGUUACAGUUACCGGUAGUUCGUGUUAACAUUUGAAAUCGGACUUGAAUUUAAUUAUUAUUACUUUAUUUCAAUAUUAUUUUCAUUUUAUACAUUUGUUUUUAUAAUUAUGGCUUUUAUGUGUAUAGAUUAUUAUUUAAUUAUUGGAAUGGCUUGGAAAGUGCAAUAGGUUAUGCACAUGUAAUGACUUUCAUCCAAAUAUGCUUUUUCGGAAAAAUGAUCGUUGCGUCAUAUCAUUCUCGACAUGCUUCGACUUUUUAUCGAUAUAUCGAGAAAACCUUGGUCGUUGAAAUCGUGGCGCAGAAUAUCGCAGUUUUAUUAAAAAGUCAUGGCGUUAGCUGCUUUAUUUCAGAAGUUGAGUGGCAGUUGAUAGCUAUCAAGAGAAAAAAAUUCAAUAUGGAUGCCAUAAUGAACGUUUUUACGUGUUCACUCUUCAAUGGACAUGAAGAACAGAGAAAUUUUGUAACCGCGUGCAAUGCGGUCAAUAGAGUCAGUGUUUACUUCGUAAUAGUAUUUUUAGUACUUUUUAAAAUAUAACUAUUCUAAUUCAGUUAAUUUAUAAUAUUCACUCGCGAAAUUAGAAUCAGUGUUUGUUCAUCGAUUAUAAAUCAAAUAGUAGUCUUUUAUUUUUAUUUUUUUUUUUAAAUAUUCGGUUCAUUAGAAUCAGUGCUUCGAAAGCAUAAGGCGA
Molecule: messenger RNA, 841 nt
Organism: Apis florea (little honeybee)
Lineage: Eukaryota; Metazoa; Arthropoda; Insecta; Hymenoptera; Apidae
Source: RefSeq, a predicted model, not a curated record